AUUAAAUGUGCAGGUAGAACUGCACAAUCGCCGCCAUAUUUACUUCUAAGUUCGUGGCAAACGAGGUUGCUGUGUCCGUUCCAAAUCUUGUACACAGUUGUUCGUGGUUUCGUAGUUCGCCAACGUUUGCAAGAUGAUGGAAUUUCUACGAUGUUCCUUGCUUGUGUGUGCACUGCAUUUUCUCGUCAGCACACACUGGGUAUCGGUACAGGCAACAGGGGUUUCAGUUCGUCUUUUGGGCGGCAGUUCCCAUAUGGAGGGUCGUGUUGAGGUGUACUACCAAAGCCGCUGGGGUACAGUUUGUGACCACGAGUGGGACCUUGAUGACGCUAAUGUCAUCUGUCGCAUGCUUGCCUUGCCUCCUGCAUCUCAUGCCUGGGAAAAUGCUCACUUUGGUCAAGGAUUUUUUGAUAUUGCUCUUGAUGAGGUCAAUUGUCGAGGCAAUGAAUCAAGCAUUGGUGAUUGCCAGCAUGGACCCUGGUUUACUCAUAACUGCGAUCACAGCGACGAUGCAGGAGUUACCUGUGGUGGAGCUAUGACAACGCCAAGUCCAUCAGUUUCAGUUCGUCUUGUGGGUGGUUUUUGUAACAAUGAGGGUCGUGUAGAGGUGUACUACCAAGGACAGUGGGGUACAGUUUGUGACGAUGAAUGGGACCUUAAUGACGCUAAUGUCGUCUGUCGCAUGCUUGACUUACCUCCUGCAACUCGUGCCUGGGGCGGAUCUCACUUCGGUCAAGGAGCUGGUCGAAUUGCUUUGGACGACGUCUGUUGCAAUGGCAACGAAGCUAACAUUGCUGACUGCAGACACCGAGCCUGGUUCAGUCACGACUGUGACCAUUAUGACGAUGCUGGAGUUACCUGUGGUGAAACCACGACAACGCCAGGUCCAAUCUCAGUUCGUCUUGUGGGUGGAGCGUCGUCUUACGAAGGUCGUGUUGAGGUAUACUACCAAGGACAGUGGGGUACAGUUUGUGACGAUGAAUGGGACCUUAAUGACGCUAAUGUCGUCUGUCGCAUGCUUGACUUACCUCCUGCAACUCGUGCCUGGGGCGGAUCUCACUUCGGUCAAGGCUCUGGUCCUAUUGCUCUUGACGAUGUCAGUUGCUAUGGUUACGAAUCAAGCAUCGCUGAUUGCCAACAUCGAGCCUGGUUUAGUCAUAACUGUGAACAUUGUGAAGAUGCUGGAGUUACUUGUGGUGAGAUCAUGACAACGCCAGGUCCAGUCUCAAUUCGUCUUGUGGGUGGAGCGUCCUCUAACGAAGGUCGUGUAGAGGUAUACUAUCAAGGACAGUGGGGUACAGUUUGUGACGAUGGGUGGGACAUUGAUGACGCUAAUGUCGUCUGUCGCAUGCUUGACUUACCUGCCGCAUCCCAUGCUUGGGACGAUGCUCACUUCGGCCAAGGAUCUGGUCGUAUUGCUCUUGACGAUGUCAGUUGCUAUGGCCACGAAUCCAGCCUUGCGCAGUGCAGCCAUCAAGCCUGGUUUAGCCAUGACUGCGAUCAUAGUGAAGAUGCCGGAGUUACUUGUGGUGAAGCCAUAACAACAAUAUCUCCAGGUGAAGUCGAUCUGAGCAACAUUCAGCUGGACGGGAAUAUGCCAAUGGAAGGCAUAGUUCAAGGCUGGAAGAAUGGCCAGUUUGUUGACGUGUGUAGCGAUGAUUGGGAGUUGAAUGAUGCCAAAGUGAUCUGCCGACAGUUAGGUUACUCAACUAGUGACGUCUCUGUGUAUUCAGAUACUAACCACAAUGGUUACGGCUCCCAUAUAAUUUACUCCAUUCACUGUGACGGUUUUGAAAGUCGCCUCACUCAGUGUUUCACAUCCUCAUAUACAACCGAUUCAUACUGUGAGAGAGCCUCAGUGAGCUGUCUGACAUACAAAGGUCUUACAGCCGGUGCAGUUGCCGGUAUCGCUGUUGGCUCUGUGUUGGCAGUAGUCGGUCUUCUCAUCGUUUUCAUCGUUGCUGUAGUCCGAUGCUGUCGUCGAAAUUCUUCAAAGACAACCAACAGCAUGGGCACAGAUUUGAAAACUGUUCAUCAUGCAAACUCCGCUGGGACCGAGGCCUACAGUAACCCUGUCUAUGGGGAUACCUCCCUAGACCAACCCACGAUUCUUCAACCACCCCCAGGGUACUACUCUGUGCCCUUUAGCAACCAGUCCGGACCAAUCCCCUCUCAAGUAUCUUCUGCUGCGAUCCCCUUGUACUCUCCUGCAGGGGUGUCUCCCGUAUUAAUCAAUGGUUCCACCAUGGCCCCAUCCCCUGGAUUGGCCAAGAUGUCCCCCACUGCUCCACCCUACUCCACCGUGGCUUCUCAUCCAUCACCCAAGAGCCAGUUCGUCCAAGGACCCCCUGCAGGUUUUUCCCCAGGAUUGGAAAAAAAUGUAAAAUCCCCAGACCCGUUCUAUGAGCCAUCUUUGCGCUCUCCGAAAAGUUCAGAUGACAAUAAAGGAAGCACCGUACAUGUUAAGGGGAUCGGCAUAAAUGAGGCUUCCGUCACACACUGGGUAUCGGCACAGGCAACAGGGGUGUCAGUUCGCCUUGUGGGUGGUUUUUCUGAAAAUGAAGGUCGUGUUGAAGUGAACUACCAAGGCCAAUGGGGUACAGUUUGUGACGAUGGAUGGGACCUCGAUGACGGUAAUGUCGUCUGUCGCAUGCUUGACUUAGCUCUUGCAACUCGUGCCUGGGGCGGAUCUCACUUUGGUCAAGGAUCUGGUCCGAUCGCUCUGGACGACGUCAGUUGCUAUGGCAACGAAUCAAACAUUGCUGACUGCCAACACCAAGCCUGGUUUAGUCAUAACUGUGGACAUAGUGAAGAUGCAGGAGUUACCUGUGGUGAAGCGAUGACAACGCCAGCUCCAGUUCGUCUUGUGGGUGGAGCGUUCAAUGAAGGUCGUGUUGAAGUGUACUACCAAGGCCAGUGGGGUACAGUUUGUGACGAUGGAUGGGACCUUAAUGACGCUAAUGUCGUCUGUCGCAUGCUUGGCUUACCUCCUGCAACUCAUGCCUGGGGCAAUGCUCACUUCGGUCAAGGAGCUGGUCGAAUUGCUCUGGACGACGUUAGUUGCAAUGGUAACGAAGCUAGCAUUGCUGACUGCAGACACCGAGCCUGGUUUACUCACAACAGAACUUGCAUCUCAGUUCGUCUCGUGGGUGGAGCGUCGUCUUACGAAGGUCGUGUUGAGGUAUACUACCAAGGCCAGUGGGGUACAGUUUGUGACGAUCAUUGGGACCUUGAUGACGCUAAUGUCGUCUGUCGCAUGCUUGACUUACCUCCCGCAUCCAAUGCUUGGGACAAUGCUCGGUUCGGCCAAGGAUCUGGUCCUAUUGCUCUUGACGAUGUCAAUUGCUUUGGCUACGAAUCCAGCCUUGGGCAGUGCCAGCACCAAGACUGGUUUAACCAUGAUUGCGUACACGGUGAAGAUGCUGGAGUUACUUGCAGUGAAUACAUGGCAACUAUGCCUCCAGGUAAAAUCGAUUUGAGCAACAUUCAUCUUGACGGUAAUUUGGCAACGAAAGGCAUAGUUCAAGGUUGGAAGAAUGGCCAGUUUGUUGACGUGUGUAGCGAUGAUUGGGAUUUGAAUGAUGCCAAAUUGAUCUGCCGACAGUUGGGUUACUCAACUAGUGGCGUCUUUGUGUAUUCAGAUACUAACUACAAUGAUUCGCCCUCUCAUGAGAGUUACUCCAUUUACUGUGACGGUCAUGAAAGUCGACUUACUCAGUGCUACACAACCUCAUAUACAUCCUAUUCAUACUGUAUAAGAGGCAUAGUAAGCUGCAAGAUACACGAAGGUCUUUCAGACGGAGCAGUUGCUGGCAUCGCUGUUGGCUCUGUGUUGACAGUAUUCGGUCUUCUCGUCGUUUUUAUUGUUGCUUUUGUCAAAUGCUGUGGUCGAAAGCCGCCAAAGAUAACCAACAACACAGAUGCGCACUUGACGACUGUUCGUGAUCCCAAUUCCGCUGGGACCAGAGCCUUCAAUAACCCCGUAUACGUGGAUACCUCCCUGGCCCAACCCAUGGUUCUCCAACCACCUCCAGGGUACUACUCUACGCCCUUCAGUAACCAGACCAAACCCAUUCCAUCCCAGGCAUGGGCGUAAAUCCCGGCAGAUGUAGGGUAUAUAUCUCCUUCC
Acanthaster planci (crown-of-thorns starfish) is the source of this 4129-nucleotide messenger RNA. RefSeq lists its product as uncharacterized. Gene Ontology annotation, cellular component: membrane. NCBI's taxonomy places the organism in Eukaryota, Metazoa, Echinodermata, Asteroidea, Valvatida, Acanthasteridae. The record is from RefSeq and is a predicted model, not a curated record.